AUGAAAAUAACACUUGUUGCAAUAUUAUUGUUAUCUAUUGUCAGUGCGAGACUGCAUUUGUCAGAGAUACAAGAAGAGAGACUCAACGCUAGACAGCCUAACAGGGACUGGCUUUGGUACGAACAAAGACUUGACCAUUUCAAUCCUCAAAACAAGGGUACCUUCAAGCAGAAGUACUACGAUAUCAGCCAUUACUGGGAUCCAAAGGAAGGACCACUCUUUUUGUAUAUCUGUGGGGAAGGAACUUGUAGACAACCAGCUGAAAACAGCUUUGUUGUCAAUCUUGCUAAGAAGUUCAGCGGAAGAGUCCUUGCUCUAGAGCACAGAUUCUAUGGACACAGUCAGCCUUUUGAAGACUGGUCCACAGAGAAUCUCCAAUUUUUGACCCCAGACCAAGGUCUUGCUGAUCUUGCCCAAUUUGCUAGUGACAAAUCCAAGGAGUUCAGUGAUACUUUUGGAAUUCCAUUCAGGAGAUGGAUCACUGUAGGAGGAAGUUAUCCAGGAGCAUUGUCAGCUUGGUUCAGAGAGAAGUAUCCACACAUUGCCUUUGCGUCCCUCUCCUCAUCAGGAGUCGUGCAAGCUGUCACUGAUUAUCAUGAAUAUGAUGGCCAAGUUUUCAAGUCAACUUCAAAGAGUGGAACUGAGUGUCCAGAAAAAUUUAUCGGUAUUACUAAAGCAUUUGAAGACUUAUUCGAAAACUCUGAACAACUCUCAGGAGAGAAGGAGAGGGUCUUUGCUAAAUUUGGAUACGAAGGAGACGAGCUCACAGACGGAGAUUUCUUCAACUUCCUUGCAGAUAUUGCUGCGGGUCCAAUUCAAUACGGUAAAAGAACAGAUUUCUGCAACCAAAUCUCGCAAGUAGAUCUCAACGAUCAAGAGGGAACUAUUGACUGGUUAGUGAAGUUCUCAGAAGGACUUGGAAUUGCCUUGAGUGAAUACCCAGUCUCAUAUCUACAAGACACUACCAUAAACAACAACAAAAAUGGAAGACAAUGGACUUAUCAAUUCUGUUCAAAUCUUGGAUACUUCCAGACACCUUCACAUGAUACUUAUGCAAUGAGAAGCAAACAAGUUGAUGUCGAUUAUUGGAGAGGAGUUUGUAAAAAUGUCUUCGGCAUUGAUAUCUUCCCAAACACCGAGGCAUGGAACAAUAGAUAUGGAGGUAAAGAGCUAGUCUCCACUAAAAUAAUUUUCACAAAUGGAGGAGAAGACCCAUGGCAACACUCUAGUGUCACUCAGAGUGACAACCCAACAUUCCACACCUUUGUAAUUGACUGUGAUGAUUGUGCUCACUGUGUUGAUCUCCACGGAGACUAUCCCGAAGAUGAUCCUCUUCUCACUGAUGCAAGAGCCCAGAUCACUGAUAUCUUCUCUUCUUGGAUCAAAGAAGAGUUGGAACUUGAAGUCUCUUUCCCGAGUGAGGCAAAAGCUGGUAUCAGGGAUCUGAUUUCUUAAGUUUAAAGUACAUUCAAUAAAAGCCACAUCUUCA
This is a messenger RNA of Moneuplotes crassus, 1489 nucleotides long. Lineage: Eukaryota; Ciliophora; Spirotrichea; Euplotida; Euplotidae. The record is from the annotation of a GenBank genome assembly.